Rubroshorea leprosula is the source of this 779-nucleotide messenger RNA. The record is from the annotation of a GenBank genome assembly. NCBI's taxonomy places the organism in Eukaryota, Viridiplantae, Streptophyta, Magnoliopsida, Malvales, Dipterocarpaceae.
AAAUUUCUUUCUUUUUGGCUUUCGUAAUAUUUCACUUCCACCCAUUUCCCACCAUGUCCACUCCCAGAGACUCGUCUGAUGAUAUCUCCCCAGAACAACAGCCAGAAGAAGGCGAGAUUAUUAGCCCUCAGAGAGAGACCGCAGGCAAUGAGGAAGUAACGGAGGGUGAUGGUGGUGGUGAAGGUAGAAAGAGAGAAAGAGAAGAUGAUUCCGUGGCCUCAAGUAGUAGCACGAGACCGAGGAGAAGGGGGGAACUGGAUGCGCCAAGAAGCGUCGACCCUGCCUGUUACGUAUGUGGGAAACAGUUUGCGUCGUGGAAGGCGGUGUUUGGACAUCUGAGAUCACACCCGAGGGCUCAUUCCGGAGCAUUUCCGCCCCCGAAAUUCAGUCCGGAUAGCUCUCCGAAUCCGAAUAAAGAACUCCAGGAACAACUGGCUCCUACGUUGUUGAACCUGGCUUGUGAAGCUUUGGAGAAAAUGGAACAAGAUCAAGAACCAACCCCUGAUGCUGCUGCUCAAUUGUGGGAGGAUGAUUAUGGUGGGUUUGACAACGGUAUCUUCGACUUAGAAGAGGAAAGAAUCAAAGAAUUCGAGGAGCUCCAUCUUGAUAGCCAACUUGUUUGGCCACCUCCCAUAUGGGUGAUGCCAGAUCCUUGAAUAUUGUAGAAAAUACCCAAUUUUGCUACAAACUGCUUUUGUUAUUCGAAAUUAUUUACUAUUUUCACAGUUAUUCAUAAACAGCUUCUAACAUCUCUCCCUUAAUGAAGAAGAAUUGCUAUU